Tremella mesenterica DSM 1558 is the source of this 1098-nucleotide messenger RNA. RefSeq lists its product as uncharacterized. Gene Ontology annotation, biological process: glutathione biosynthetic process. Gene Ontology annotation, cellular component: glutamate-cysteine ligase complex. Gene Ontology annotation, molecular function: glutamate-cysteine ligase catalytic subunit binding; enzyme regulator activity. The transcript has 4 exons. The record is from RefSeq and is a predicted model, not a curated record. Lineage: Eukaryota; Fungi; Basidiomycota; Tremellomycetes; Tremellales; Tremellaceae. Bases 1 to 1098 code for a protein of 365 amino acids.
AUGACGACCUCUUCACCCACUCUUACCCCUUUGUACCUCAUCACGACCUCUCAAACUCCCUUACCUCUUCGUUUCCCUCGACCUCAAAAACCUAACCUCGUUGUCCCUCCUCUGAUCCAUCGUUCACUUCAUUCUGCCCUCGAUGCCGACCCACCAUCCAUCGUCAAAUCCAAAGGAACCUUAUGGAUCCCCGAUCCACUAACCGUAUCUAAACAUGAUCUUCCAUCCAUUCAAUCAAAUCUUCCUCUACCUACUCCACCCAGUUCCGCAAUUAUAGAGAAUUCACAACCUCCUAAUCUGAUCAUCAACCAUACUCAUGCUCGUGGGAACGAGAAUGAUGAACUCACGGUGAAACUUCAUCUCGUCGGAUCUGCUUCACCUUCGAUUAAAGCCAAAUGGGUGGAAGAAGCAUUACGUAUCUUAGGUGAAAUCAAGGGGUUGUACGGUGCAAAUCAUCUUUUACUAGGAUUCAAAGGUGUGGAUUAUAAAGGUAAAAAGACUGAUAAGAAUUGUCAAGAUGAUGUUUCCAAUCAAGGAAGUGAAGAUGAGAAAACGGAAAAGACGUUGGAAUUGGAGAAUGAAGUUGAAAUCAUUUGGAAAUUGGUUAAUAAAGGAUGUAAUUGUGGUAUUGUGGAUUGUGAUUGUCCUUCAGGUGAACCAAGUAGAGAAAACCCUAAAGAAAUUGGAACUCUUUAUUUACCUUUGGGUUUGUUGAAGAAAUUGACAGAAGGUAAAUAUCCUGUGAGAGUCAAUGCUAUGGAUACUCCGGAUUGUCAUCAUUUGCCCAAAGGAUAUACGGAGUUUGCGAGGUCUAAGGGAGUGGAAUUAUGGGCUGGAGGAGGUGGGGAAGGUUCUGAUCCAUUACCAAAUGCACAUUUGCACAACCUUCUUCAAGAAUUCUCGGGUAUUCUGGCGGAACAUAUAGGUGCUUCUCACCUACUAGAGAAACAGAUAGCUGCUACGGAAGAUGGAUUGGGGUGGGAUGAAUCGGGAGACCUCGGUGUGGAUGUUCGUUGGGUUUUAGGAUAUUCUCUCGUGUCAGACUCUCGAAACGUCGUCACUGAUAAAGGAUACAUCGUGGCUGCCUCGAUACGAUGA